AUGGCGAAGUUGGAUUUUCUUUUUCGUAUUCCCAUGGGAGAACUGCAGGUGGAAAAGCAUGUUAAGUACAUUUUAGCAGUUGAAAAGAGGAAAGAUGAUUUUGAAUCUGUGGUGAUGGAGCAUCUGAGGUUAAAUGGGGCAUACUGGGGAUUGACAACUCUUGAUAUUUUGAGAAAGCUUGAUGCUGUGGAUCAAGAUGAAGUUAUUUCAUGGGUCAUGCAGUGCCAACAUGAAGCUGGUGGAUUUGGUGGUAAUAUUGGCCAUGAUCCACAUAUGCUGUAUACACUUAGUGCAAUUCAAGUCUUGGCCCUAUUUGAUAAACUACAUGUUCUUGACGUUGAUAAGGUGUCAAGCUGUAUCCUUCAUCACUUCUUCUGGAAUCUAUCAUUGCACUGGAGUUCCUGUCCAUGGACCUCUUAG
This is a messenger RNA of Solanum dulcamara, 420 nucleotides long. RefSeq names its product geranylgeranyl transferase type-2 subunit beta 1-like. Gene Ontology annotation, cellular component: Rab-protein geranylgeranyltransferase complex. NCBI's taxonomy places the organism in Eukaryota, Viridiplantae, Streptophyta, Magnoliopsida, Solanales, Solanaceae. The coding region runs from base 1 to 420 and encodes 139 amino acids. Gene Ontology annotation, molecular function: Rab geranylgeranyltransferase activity. The record is from RefSeq and is a predicted model, not a curated record. The transcript has 4 exons. Gene Ontology annotation, biological process: protein geranylgeranylation.